Molecule: messenger RNA, 798 nt
Organism: Epinephelus lanceolatus (giant grouper)
Lineage: Eukaryota; Metazoa; Chordata; Actinopteri; Perciformes; Serranidae
Product: GTPase IMAP family member 7-like
Molecular function (GO): GTP binding
Source: RefSeq, a predicted model, not a curated record
AUGUUUGCAGGUUCUCCACUGAGGAUUGUGAUGAUCGGGAAAACUGGAGUUGGGAAGAGUGCUGUUGGUAACACCAUCGUGGGUAAAACGGUUUUCCAUUCUUCAACGAGCGCACAGUCUGUGACGGAGACCUGCGAGAAAGAACGGGUCAACAGUCGCAGGAAGAUCCACGUGGUUGAUACGCAUGGGAUUCUGGAUACGACUAAAAGUGCAGAACACAUAAAGAAAGAGAUUGCGAAAUGCAUCCAGGUGUCCUCUCCUGGCCCUCAUGUCUUUCUGCUGGUCAUCCAGGUCGGCAGGUUCACCAUAGAAGAAUUUAACUGCGUGCAAGCCCUGGAGAAGAUCUUCGGACCCGAGGCGUCCAAGUACAUGAUCGUUCUGUUCACGCGUGGUGAUGAGCUCCAGGGCAGAACUAUUCAGCAGUAUGUGCAAAACGGCCACCCGAAACUAAGAGAGGUGCUAAACAGGUGCGGUAACCGGUACCAUGUCUUCAACAACAAGAAAACGAGGAACAGAACUCAAGUGGUUGAGCUGAUCAAGAAGAUUGAUGACAUGGUGGCGGCAAAUGGUGGACAGCACUUCAGUGAGGAGAUGUAUGAGAAAGCGGAGCAGACUCUGAAGGAGCAGGGGACAGACAGAAACACAGCAGAGGAGGUGGUGAACUUCCCCUUUAUGGCUGAGCUGCUGCAGAGAGUCAUUCUGUUUCAGGCCAUACUGGCUGCUGCUGCAGAGGAGGACACCAGCAACAUGGACCGCUCUAUGUCCGCCUCCCUCUCCAACGUGAGGCCUGCUGUCUGA